GACUCUCAGACUGGCGCUGGUCUCACGCAGGACAUCUCCUUUGUGCUGUUAUACAGGGACGUCGCUUACCUGAGGGGCAAGAGGGGUGGCUCCCGUCAGCUGACCAUGCUCGGACAGCGGGGCACAUCUACAUUGUGGAAAGGAGAGGAGCGAUAAAAUCGCAACAUCUGAUAGGAGAGGAAACUGUUCCUAGAGCAACUGUCCGGAGGGAUUUGUUAAUUAAAUUCUGGCAACGAAGGAGGAAUACGAGAAGUGCAUUGGAGGGAGUGGAAGAAGCUCUACCCCGGCUUUUAAAGAACAUCUAAACAUCGUCCCGAGUCUAACUUCAGGGCAGGUUCAGCUCAUGAAGCAUUCUGCCAUGAGAUUUCCAGCAGCAAAUUGGGGUCUCUUGAUGCUUCUGGGGAGCUUGGUUCCGCUGAGCAGUGCAGACUGUGAGGAUGCAAGGAAGGAUGUCGAAUUGGACUUAAACAUGCAGUACAGCUUUCCCAGCUUCACUGCAGAAACGUUCAUACAGAACAUAGUCCUCCACAAACAGCGCAUUUACGUAGGAGCAACAAACAAGAUCUACGUCCUGAACAGUAACCUGGAAAAGACUUCUGAGUUCAAAACUGGCCCCGUGUUGGAGUCCUUGAAUUGUUCACCAUGUGACAACUGUGAGGAGUUGGAAAACCACUCUGAAUCUGUGUGGAGGAACAAUACGAACAUGGUUUUGCUUGUCGAAACGUUCUACGGAGAUCAACUUAUCAGCUGUGGCAGUGCAAGGAACGGUGUCUGUUUCCUUCACAAUCUUGAGGAAAAUGCUCUUGCCAAUUUUUCAAGCAAUGCCCAGUGUAUGUACUCAUUUGCCAACAAUAACCAUGGCAUGUACCCAGACUGUAUUGCCAGUCCCCUAGGUACAAAGGUGUUGAUAAAGAAGAACGAUCGAUUUGUGAAUUUGUACAUCGGUGCAACACUGAGUUCUGCUCCUCUGUAUUCCCGGUUACAUUCAGUAUCUAUAAGGAGGUUAAAGGAAUCCGAAGAUGGCUUUCAGUUCAUCUCUGAACGUUCAUAUAUGGAUGUUACUCCACAGUCUAGGGACACCUACCCAAUUAAGUAUCUUUACACUUUCGAAAGUCGGAACUACGUGUACUUUUUAACUGUGCAAAAAGAAAGUUUGCGAUCUAAAUCAUUUCACACCAGAAUUAUUCGACUGUGCACCUCAGAUCCUUUGUUGAACUCUUAUGUUGAAAUGCCGCUGGAAUGUAUAAUCAGUGAAAAGCGAAGAAAGAGAUCCUCAAAUAUAGAAGUGUUCAACAUCAUUCAGGCUGCAUACGUAGCCAAACCGGGUGCAGACCUUGCUGAACAAUUGGGGGUUUCUGCUGAAGAGGAUGUACUCUUUGCAGUAUUUGUACAAAGUAAACCGGAGUCCUUGGAGCUUACCAACAGAUCAACAGUCUGUGCAUUUUCUGUAAAGUUCAUCAAUCAAUUCUUUGAACUGUUCAUUGAGAGGUGUCAGAAAGAAAAGCUUCCCAAAGGCCUUCACCAUUUUCACGGCGAUGCCAAUAGACACUGCACCGGUAAAAGCUCCACACCCAGAGAGAAGGCUUGUGGAGGAAACGAUGAUGGGUUUCAGAUGGAAAGCACAACUCCAGCACAACGGCUCGACUUGUUUCUUGGGCAAUUCCAAAACACCUUGUUAACGUCAAUUGCAGUCUUCACAAUGGGAAAAGUGACAGUUGCAAAUCUGGGAACUGCCGAUGGUCGCGUUAUGCAGGUGGUGAUUUCACGAAUUGAGCGAUCAACACCUCACUUCAAUUUACAGCUAGACUCUAAUUCAGUAUCCCCUCAAGUAUUAGUUGAACAAUCUGGAUCUGAACAAGGCUACAUAGUCAUUGUUACAGGGAAGAAGAUAAGCAAACUAUCUUUAACAGCUGCAAGGUGUGGUUAUUUCUUGUCAUGCACUAAGUGCUUAACCGCUCCUUCUUUCAUGGGCUGUGCAUGGUGUAGUGGUAGGUGUUCCAGAAUGCAAGACUGUAUGACUCACAAGUUGAAUAUCUGCCCUCCUGUUAUUAGCCAGAUCUCCCCGCUAACUGCACCUUUGGAGGGUGGAACAAGGCUGACUAUUUGUGGAAGGAAUUUUGAAUCAAUGAAAAGUAAAAUAAAUCCGAAAAUGACUUCCAUUACUGUUGGAAAUGCUGUCUGCAAAUUGGAGGCAUACAAAAGCAACAGAAACAGACUUUUUUGCGUAUUGGAAGCAUUUAACACCACUCGAGAUUAUAAUCCUGUCCAUAUUAAUUUAAUACUGAACAAAAAUUUGACAACACGAGCAGCCAACUUUUCUUUUGUGAAUCCAGCUAUUGUUCGCAUCUCUCCCCAUCAUGGUUCAAAAUCAGGAGGACCCAUACUAACAAUCACGGGGAAGUACUUGGACGGCGGAAGCAGAAGGGAAGUUUUAAUCGGAGGAAAAGUGUGUGAUCUCAAAAGCGUUUCCGAGACGAGGAUUCAGUGCGUUACUCCAGCCCAUGAAUCCCUGCAGAAGUAUUCUGUAGUUUUGAAAAUUGAUGCUGCUAUCCGGGAAUUCAAAGAUUGUUUCACAUAUGUGGAAAGUCCAUCAGUCACUAAUAUCCAUCCAGCUUGGUCGUUCAGCAGUGGAGGCAGCACAGUGACAGUGCAAGGAAGUAACUUGAAGUUUGUGCAAUCGCCCCAGAUGGUAAUCACGGUACAACAAAUAUCAAAGACUUUUCAUGUGGCAUGUAGAUAUGAAGUUAACAUGCAGGUGAUCUACUGUCCAACUCCCUCUCUGAAUCGCUUUAAACUCACACUGCCUACGCAGGGCAAGGCAUCUUUUAUCUUUGACAAUGUCACUGUGGGAUCCUUUGACUUUGGAUAUGCAGAAGAUCCUCUGUUUGAGACAUUUCAAGUACCCAAGGAGAUCAAAAAGAGCGGCAGUAAUGCCCUUGAGAUUAAAUUUCAAGGAACACAGAUUAAAGCUGAAGCUAUUGAUGGUAAAAUACUGACAAUUGGAAACCGGAGCUGUGAGCAUAUUCACCUGAGGCCAAAUGCUUUAGUCUGUAUCAUACCCAAGGAACUUCUGGCUUCAAGAAGUGAAUUUGAUGUAGAAUGGAAAAAAGCAAAUUCAUCAAUUUAUUUGGGGAGAGUAAUUAUCCUUGAAAAUAAGAACAUUAUUGCACUUGUUGGCUUGGUCGUGAUAGUGUUGCUGCUUCUUUUGAUAUUUGGAAUAUUUAUUUGGAGGUACAAGAAGCAACAGAUGAAAGAUCUAAACACAGAUAUUGCGCGGUUCGACGGAGGGACGCACACACUGCACCUGGACAGGCUUGUGAACACAAGAGCACGAAACAGUAUCACUGCAGAAAUGAUCUCUCAUGAAUCCUCUGACUAUCGAACAACCCUUCAAGAAGAUCCUUUUCAGAAUUUGGCACAAGGAGCAUCAUAUAGGCAGGCCCAGUUUUCACACUCCGAUUUGACUUGCAUAUUGUCAAGUGGGGACUUGGAUGCAACCGCGCCGUUACUGCAGGGCGACGUGAACAUCAGAUUCAGCAGCUUGGACUCUGAACUACUGAAAGAAGUGCAACACAUGGUUAUCAGCACUGAUGCUCUCACAAUGCACACCACAGAGGUGAUAGGACGAGGCCACUUUGGCUGUGUAUGCCAUGGAACUCUUGUUGCUCCAGAUGGGAACCAUAUACAUUGUGCAGUGAAAUGCCUCAACAGAAUCACUUGCGUAGAACAAGUUACCCAAUUUCUGAGGGAAGGAUUAAUAAUGAAAGAUUUCAAACAUACUAAUGUUCUUUCCCUGCUUGGGAUCUGCCUUCCAAACCAAGGAUCACCUCUGGUAGUUCUGCCAUACAUGAAACAUGGUGACCUACGGAACUUUAUCAGAGAUGAGAGUCAUAAUCCAACAGUAAAGGAUCUUAUUCGUUUUGGACUUCAUGUUGCAAAAGGGAUGGAAUAUCUCGCAAGCAAAAAGUUUGUUCACAGAGACCUUGCAGCAAGAAACUGCAUGCUGGAUGAGAACUAUACUGUAAAAGUGGCCGAUUUUGGGCUUGCAAGAGAUAUCUAUGAGAAGGAAUAUUACAGCAUUAAUAAUAAAAGUGGUGCCAAACUGCCAGUGAAGUGGAUGGCACUGGAAAGUCUGCAGACUCAGAAAUUCACAACCAAGUCUGAUGUGUGGUCUUUUGGCGUACUGCUGUGGGAGCUGAUGACGCGGGGAGCACCACCUUAUCCCGAUGUCGAUUCAUUUGAUGUCACUGUUUACUUGUUACAAGGCAGAAGGUUGCUGCAACCUGAAUACUGUCCGGAUUCGCUGUAUGCAAUAAUGCUAAAAUGUUGGAACCCAAAGCAGGAAAUCCGGCCAACAUUUUCGGAAAUUGUUUCAAAUCUGUCAUCAAUUCUUUCCACGAUUACUGGAGAUCACUACAUACAGUUAAAUACAACCUAUGUCAACUUAAACUGUGGAGUCCCCUAUCCAUCCGUUUAUUCAUCUCAAGACAGUGAGGACAGAGAUGCCCAUGCAUGAUGGAAGGCGGCGUUUCUGGAAAGGAUAUUUUAUCAGCAGACGAAUGCAAGAAAUCUGCUCCAGCCAUUACAAGGGAGAAGCCCUAUAUUAAAUGCGCUGCUGGCUCAACGGUAUCAACUGUGAUGAACUCUGCAGAAUGAAGUGACAGAGAUGAACUCCAGUUAAAGCUGCCUGCCAUCGCUGAGAAAUGAACCCCCUCUCCCCCAAAGAAGAACAAAGAUAAAGUUCUGCUUGUACCCCACCAGUUUUCCAUUCAACACGUUCUCUUUCCCGAUUUUCACCACCUUCAACAUGAUGCUACCACCGGUAAUAUCUUCUCUCUUUUUUCACAUUCCACUGGGACCACUUCCUUCCUGACCCCUGUAACUGUCCACACACCUCUUCUUUCUCACCGUUCAGGGACCCAAACAAUCAUUCUGCAUGAAGCAGCGCAUCACUUACUCUUCUCCCACCCGAGUCAGUCUUCACAAUGUGGCUGUUACUGCCUCGGAGAAACCGAAACCAGACCGGCUAGUGGCAGAGCAGACUGUCUGCACUCAGUCCUGAAGUUCCUGUUCCAUUCUCAAUCCCAACCCUUUUCCAAACUGCUGCCCGCAACCUCCUCCACUGCCACAGUGUAAACCAGAAGAGCAACAUCUUGUCUGUUUUCCAGGCACUGGAAUGAACAGUGAAUUAAUUUCCCAACUUAUGGUAAACCUCUGUCGUCAUUUACCAUUACCCUGCUUCUGCCCCUUGGCCACCCCAUUUCUUCUAAAUGUCUGACUGACAAUUGAAACUCAUAUUCCUCACCAUUGGCCCUCCCCUCUCACCUGCCAACUUGUACGCCUUCCCCUCUCCCCACCUUCUUAUUCUGGCUUCUUCUCCCCUCCUUUCCAGUCCUCAUGAAGAGCCCUGGCCCAAAACAUCAACUGCUUACUCCUCUCCAUAGAUGCUGCCUGACCUGCUGAGUAUUUUCCAUGGGUUACCCCUUUCUAAACCUAUCGCCAUUUGGUGUUCUGCCUUAAACCUCUUUCAUUUCCCCCAGCUCUGUUUUGAAACCUGUGAGGACCUCCACUGCAGUUCUGAUGCAGGGUCUCGACCACCCCUUUGCCUUACAGGUGCUGCUCAGCCCACUAAGUCAAUCCAGCAGGUCGUUAUGUCCUCCACAUUUCAAUAUCUGCAGUCACUUGGCUCCACCACCUCCUCCCCACCCAGUUCUGAGGAAGGUUUUGCUGAUCCAAAACAUCGAUGAGUUCUCUUUACCCAGAUGCAGCUCGGCUGGCUGAGUUCUUUCACCAUUUCUGGUUUUAUUGUUGUCAUUGGGAAUCUUGUUCGUAGUUUCUGCUGUAGAAUAAGGCUGUUCUGUGGACUGCAGGAGAAAAAAAAGUCAUGAUAGAUCUAAAGACAAGUUCCAUCCUGAAAAUUUAAUGGAGUGUUCUAUUUUUUUAAUAAAGAUAGGUUUAUUUUUAAUUGAUUAACCAUCAAUAGCAACAGUAAAACUGGACCAUGUUAUUAUUGUGUACAAAACCUUUUAUAAAUUAAUGCUUUUUCUUCAUUUCAUACAUCAUCUGUGUACCUUUUUAAUGAAAUAUACUUGUUUUCCCAGGA
Molecule: messenger RNA, 6103 nt
Organism: Hypanus sabinus (Atlantic stingray)
Lineage: Eukaryota; Metazoa; Chordata; Chondrichthyes; Myliobatiformes; Dasyatidae
Gene: met
Product: MET proto-oncogene, receptor tyrosine kinase
Exons: 21
Coding region: 344-4516 (1390 amino acids)
Biological process (GO): cell surface receptor protein tyrosine kinase signaling pathway; cell migration; phagocytosis
Cellular component (GO): signaling receptor complex; membrane
Molecular function (GO): ATP binding; protein binding; transmembrane receptor protein tyrosine kinase activity
Source: RefSeq, a predicted model, not a curated record